Messenger RNA from Botrytis cinerea B05.10, 1671 nucleotides. RefSeq lists its product as hypothetical. Bases 498 to 1295 code for a protein of 265 amino acids. Gene Ontology annotation, biological process: signal transduction. The transcript is spliced from 6 exons. NCBI's taxonomy places the organism in Eukaryota, Fungi, Ascomycota, Leotiomycetes, Helotiales, Sclerotiniaceae. Gene Ontology annotation, cellular component: cytoplasm. The record is from RefSeq and is a predicted model, not a curated record.
UGAUAUCAUUCCGGUAAUUUUACAGAAUAAUCCAUAAAACACUGAGCCCCUUUUAAGAUCUCGAGGUUAUCCGUUCACAUUCAUCCAUUCAUUCAUUCAUCCAUUCCCUUUCCCUUUCCCUCGCAGAUCGCUUCCCAUCUUCUAAAAGUGGCACUAGUGCGUCCUUCCAGCAACUUCCUCACAGCCUACGGUACCUACCACUCUCUAGUCGAGAAAACCAUCCCAAGAACCAAAACCCAAACCCAAACCAAAACCCAAACCAACACACACACACACACAUUUCACACGUCGCAUAACAUCCUACGUUUUUCUUCCUAUUUCAGUUUGUGAGAUCUCUUUCCUAAACACUUAAAUUAAUAUCAUAAAAAGAUACUCAGGUAAGAUCUUCAUUUCCCCUCAAAGCGUUUGGAUCCCGUCAUCUGUUUUCUCCCUCCGCCUUGCUCAACAUCCCCAUCUUCCAACGCCAUCAACAAACAAUCAAUCUACAAAUCGCAGUCAUGGGUUACGAAGAUUCCGUCUAUCUCGCCAAGCUCGCCGAGCAGGCUGAGCGAUAUGAAGAGAUGGUUGAGAACAUGAAGUCCGUCGCCUCUGAAGACCAAGAACUUUCCGUCGAGGAGCGUAACCUUUUGUCUGUUGCAUACAAAAACGUUAUUGGUGCUCGUCGUGCAUCAUGGAGAAUCGUCACUUCCAUCGAACAAAAGGAGGAGUCAAAAGGCAACUCAUCCCAAGUUACUCUCAUCAAGGAGUACCGUCAAAAGAUCGAAGCAGAACUUGCCAAGAUCUGCGAAGAUAUCCUCGAGGUUUUGGACAAACACUUGAUUCCUUCUGCCAAGAGCGGUGAAUCCAAGGUCUUCUACCACAAGAUGAAGGGUGAUUACCACCGUUAUCUCGCUGAGUUCGCCAUUGGUGACAAGCGAAAGGAGUCUGCCGACAAGUCUCUUGAGGCUUACAAGAACGCAACUGAAGUUGCUCAAACUGACCUUGCACCAACUCACCCAAUCCGUCUUGGUCUUGCCCUCAACUUCUCCGUUUUCUACUACGAGAUCUUGAACUCCCCAGAUCAAGCUUGCCAUCUUGCCAAGCAAGCUUUCGAUGAUGCCAUUGCUGAACUCGAUACCCUUAGUGAGGAGAGCUACAAGGACUCCACAUUGAUCAUGCAACUCUUGAGAGAUAACUUGACCCUCUGGACUUCAUCAGAGGCCGAGCCAGCUGCUCAAGAGUCCGCUGCCGCACCUGGUGAGGCCAAGGAAGCCGAGGCCGCUGCACCAGCUGAGGAAAAGGCAGAUGCUGAAUAGAGAAUCAUCGGAUAUGGCGUUGAUGUUUGGUCGAAUGGGCGUACAAGCGAUGGAGGUUACGAUUGGGUUUUGCAUGUUUCGGCGGACGAGAUGAGCAGAGGGCGAACUUCAUAAAGAGCUUUUGGGGGGUCUCACUCGCAACUUGCUUGCCUUUAGACUCUUUAAUGCAUCAAACCAUACUGUACUUUCUCUUCCACACAUCCUUUCGCUACUCUGCGAAUGUCUCGAUUGCCCAACAUCUCUUUUCCUUUUUCCAUUUUUUUGUUGAAGACCACUUCCACAUGUCAUUCCCGGGUUGUUGAUAGGUUACGGCCUGGCACUUUUUUAUCAAAUCGAUUAGACUAAAAAAAAGUAGCAAAUCCAUAAAACCAGUACA